This is a messenger RNA of Gasterosteus aculeatus aculeatus (three-spined stickleback), 1563 nucleotides long. It is a transcript of the gene p2ry8, whose product is annotated as P2Y receptor family member 8. Gene Ontology annotation, cellular component: plasma membrane. Lineage: Eukaryota; Metazoa; Chordata; Actinopteri; Perciformes; Gasterosteidae. The record is from RefSeq and is a predicted model, not a curated record. Gene Ontology annotation, biological process: phospholipase C-activating G protein-coupled receptor signaling pathway; positive regulation of Rho protein signal transduction. Gene Ontology annotation, molecular function: G protein-coupled receptor activity.
UCCUCUCUCUCUCUCUCCCUGUCUCUAUCUUAUCCAAUCUCAUUUUGUCAGUCACAACAGUAUUGUCUCCUUCAGUUACAAUCGACACAGCCGUUGCCUUCUCCUGCCUCCGUGUUCAUAGGCACUGGGAAUCCGUGGCCAUCCAGUCAUGACGGGGAAUACCAGCUUCAAGCUAGACAACGCCACCCGGGCCCUGUUCCUGGAUGUACACACCAGCAUCGCCAUCUCGGCCAUCUAUAUGGUGGUCACUGCCAUUAACUUGAUAGGAAAUGGCUUCUCCAUGUGGCUCCUCGUCUUUCGCACCCACCCCAAGACCCCGUCCAUCAUCUUUAUGAUUAAUCUCACCCUGACCGACAUUUUCCUCGGGGCCGCCCUGCCCUUUCAGAUCGCCUACCAGCUCCAAGGAUACCACUGGAAUCUGGGACCAAAGAUGUGCAGCAUCAUGACCCUGGUCUUCUACACCAACAUGUACUGUUCCAUUCUGACCAUGAUGGCCAUCGGAAUUGACCGCUACCUAGGCAUCGUGAAGCCCAUGCGGUUUAAGGAGACCAGGGUUAGGAAGCCCAUGGCUGUCAUGAGCUGCCUCAUCAUGUGGGCCGUGGUCCUCAUCGUACUGUCUCCGCUGAUGACCACGGACCUGACCUUUGACGUUCAAGAACUGGGGAUCACCACGUGCUUUGACGUCCUGAAGAAAGACAUGCUCCCGAACCUGUAUGCCUGGGCGUUCUUUCUCUUCGGCAUGGUGUUCGUCCUCUUCCUCUUUCCUUUCUGUGUCACAACGUUCUGCUACGUCAGUGUCAUACGGAAACUGGCCAGAAAUUCGAAAACAGCCCAGAAAGCGAGAGCCAUACGUCUGGCCUUCAUCGUUCUCCUGGUGUUCACCUUCUGCUUCGCGCCCAGCAACAUCCUCCUGUUGAUUCACACGGUGCUUAGACUCUUCUAUGGGAAGUCUCUCUACAUGGCCUACAAACUGUCCCUUUGUUUCAGCUGCCUGAAUAGCUGCCUCGACCCCUUCAUUUACUACUUUGCUUCCAAGGAUUUCAGACAGAAGCUGAGACGGAUAAUCAAUCUGCGUAGCCUGAGUAGCAUGGACUCAAUGAAGAUGGAGCAUAAAGAGAGUUUUUACUCCACACAUAACACUGUUGGUCUAGAGGCGGAACACAGAUAAAUGGCACCUAGAGCAUAGAGUGAGAAAAAGAAUGAGACAGAUGUGACAAAGGAUGUGACAAAGGAAGUGAAAGGAACGUUCUGCGUGUCAUGUCAAGACAUUCAAAUUUUUCCACUUUUUUUUUGUGUGCACCACAAAACAAAUGGCUGAAAGAGCAGCUGAGUCGUAUUACUAAAUUUUUCAUUUGUUAUCUCAAAAUGUAAAACAUUUAUUGUAUUUCAAAAGCAUUGGUAAUUACAUCAACAAGUCAUUAUAGUUUUUGAACAAAAGAGAUUUAUAACAUUUUAACAUUUUAACCAUGAAAUGCCUCUGUAAAUGUGCUGAAUAUGUUUUGACUUUUUUUAACUUCAGUCCAUUUCUUGUCUAUUUUUUCUUCCUCUACUAAUGUAGAAGCU